GUUAGAUAAAAAUGGUGGCUUGAUUGAAGUUUCCUUUACUGUACGCAGGAAAUGUGUUAUUUGUAAGAAAUUGUGGUGUUUUGUGAUGAUUAGCUCUAAAAUAAUAUCAAAAUGUCGACGCCAGUGUCGAAUCGUAAAUACGGAGCUCAAAAAAUUAGAUUGACAAUUCUUUGCGCAAGAAAUUUGGUGCGGCGAGAUCUUUUUCGUUUGCCAGAUCCUUUUGCUAAAAUCACAGUUGAUGGCAGUGGACAAGUAUAUUCAACAAAUGCAGUGAAAGCUACUCUUGAUCCAAAAUGGAAUACACAUUAUGACCUGUACCUUAAUAAGGGUGACGGAAUUACAAUUAGUGUUUGGAAUCAGCGGAAAAUACAUAAAAGACAAGGAUCUGGUUUUCUGGGCUGUGUAAGAAUACAACCCUCAACUGUGCACAAGCUAAAAGAUACUGGAUAUCAAUGUCUAGAACUUUGUGAGGAUGGUUCAGGCGAGACUUGCGGCGUGAGGGGCCAAGUGAUAGUGUCGUUGUUGUCCCGCGACGGAGCCCGAGGCGAGCCAGCAUCAGCAGCCGGCGAAGGCUCCCCACUAGCUGUGGUGGGGCCAGCAGGAGAUGUCCGCUCCUCGAGGGAUCCCCCACUUAAUAAUAAUAAUCAGAGUCCACUACCACAAUAUUGGGAGGAAAGAUUCACGCCAACCGGCAGGCCAUAUUAUGUGAACCACGUUUCUCGUCGGACGCAAUGGGAGCGUCCCACAGAUGCUACCGUGGCGCAGUCGCCCACUCCCAACGGUGGGACGCCCGCUGCCUCGCCCUCUACCUCACCAGCGUCACCAUCCUCGCCAGUUUCUGACCCCGAUGUCAACCACGCCACUUCUAUCUCUUUGAGGCCCGAGCCCCAGCCUCAAACGGCGGUCCGUUCGCGUCAAGCGCCCACUGCGACGUCACCGUCCACGCCCUCUACACCAUCGACCCCCGCGUCUCCGGCCACUCCGAUAGCUGCCACGGACCUGCCUCCCGGAUAUGAAAUGCGCACAACAACCCAAGGGCAAGUGUACUUCUACAACCUGGUAACUGGCUCGUCGACGUGGCACGACCCGCGCGUGCCGCAGCACAUGCGGCACUGCGCGGCGGCGGCCGGGCCGCUGCCCCCGGGCUGGGAGAUGAGGCACGCACCUUCGGGCAGACCCUACUUUGUGGACCACAAUAAUAGGACUACGCAGUUUACGGAUCCGAGAUUGGCGCUUUCCGCUAGAUUCGUACAACAAACAAACACCGAGACGAAUUCCUCCGCGGCGCCGACUCCUGCGCAGACGACUCCGGUGGAGCCUUCGGAGCCCGAGACUUUGCCGAAGUAUAAACGAGACUUGGCGGCAAAAGCUAGGGCUCUCAGGGCGGAAUUACAGGCUUUACAGCCGCAAACUGGACACUGUAGGAUAGAGGUAUCACGUAACGAAGUACUUGAAGAAUCGUACCGGCUCGUGAUGAAAUUACGUUCGAAAGAGCUCCGCAAGCGGUUGCUCGUAAAAUUCCGCGGAGAAGAAGGCCUGGACUACGGCGGCGUGGCCCGAGAGUGGCUCCAUCUAUUAGGCAGAGAACUGUUCAACCCACAGUAUGGGUUGUUUCAGUACGCCAAUGCGGGAGAUGACAGAUACGCGCUGCAGAUCAAUGCUGAUUCUGGGGUUAACCCUGAGCACCUAUCGUACUUCCACUUUGCUGGUCGAAUACUAGGCGUAGCAUUGUUCCACGGCCAUCAACUUGACGCAGCUUUCACUGCGCCCUUCUACAAACAACUGCUAGGCCGCACCAUCACUCUACGAGACAUAAGAGACGUGGACCCAGAGCUUCAUAGAUCGCUGUCUUGGAUGCUAGAGAACAACAUAGCGGGGGUAAUCGACACGACAUUCUCUGUAGAGUGCUCAUCGUUCGGCGCUGUUCGGAGCGUGGAGCUGCGGCCGGGCGGCGCCAACGAAGCCGUCAGCGACGACAACAAGCGUGAGUAUGUCCGUCUGUAUGUCGCGCAUCGAUUCACCCGCGGAGCCGAGCGGCAGUGGCUAGCUUUGAAACGAGGCCUCGAAGACAUCAUACCCCCGCAACUACUCAAAUCCCUAUCACCACGCGAUCUACAACCACUACUCGGAGGACGAGCCGAUUUAGACCCCGCAGAUUGGAAGCGACACACGCGAUUGAAACACGUGACCCCGGAUGCACCUAUAGUGGGCUGGUUCUGGGAGAUAGUCGAGGAGUUCGACGCGGAAAUGCGCUCCAGAUUACUACAGUUCGUGACCGGGUCUAGGCGAGUGCCGUUGGCUGGCUUCCGCGCACUACAAGGCUCCACUGGCGCAGCAGCUCCUAGAUUGUUCACUCUCCACCUGGUAGCUGACGCCUCGCCGGAUUCCCUUCCCAAAGCUCACACUUGCUUCAACCGUCUCGACUUACCGCCUUACCCCAGCAAGGAACGGCUGCAUGACAAACUCAAACAGGCCGUCCUCGAAACGGCAGGGUUCGCUGUCGAAUGAUACAAUUUUGACUCGUCAGGAAAAUGGUUGUGUUCAUUAUCAUUCGAUUACUAUGAUGCUCGAUAUAUUACAGAUACUAGAAGUGAUAGAUGUAAAAAAUAUAGAUACGAAUUUACGGAAUUGUUUCGCCGUAAUGUAAUCGCUAAUCUUAUAGUAAAGUUUUAUUUACAAUUUGUAUGUAUAUUUAUAUAGUGUAAUCGAUUUUAUAUUAUAUUUAAACUUAAACACCUCGUUGAUAUUUUUUAAAUGAUAAAUGACCUUGCAAAUUUAUUUCAUGGAAUAGCGUGCAGCUUUUGAAAGUUUGAUCUUUAUUUAAUAAUUUAUUAUUUGUUUGGUUGUAAGUGGCGAAUUGGCAUGGUGGUAACUAGUCCCGCAAUGGUUAUGAGACUGAUGGAUAUAACGGAAUGAAGCCACAUGACAAAAUUAUUAACUUUGUAUGAUAUUCUUUUCUGAUAGUUAUAUUUUUAUACUAUAUAGUGCCAGCCGUUGUCUGGGCCAGAUAUUGUAACGACAGCACAUUGCUUUUAAAAAAGUAACUGGUUAUUUAAAUUGGCUUUGUGCAUUAUGCUCAAAUAUUUCGCAUAUUCCUAGAAUUUAAGUUAACAUUGUAUAACUGGAGUGUGUGUUAUUUGUUUUGGCCUAAUUCCAUGUUCAAAGCUAGUUAUUUUAUAAGAUAUACUGCGGAAUGCAAUUGUUAAAGAAGUGUAUGUACAGUGAGCCGAGGCCGCAUAAAAAGGUAAACCACCUUCGUAUUGGGGUGGCAUGUUUUGUAUGGACAUACUGUACGUAAAUUAGUUUGUUUUUCAUUUUAUCUUCUACACGAGGUGUGUAUCGAAAUUAAUUGCAUCGCAGCGACAAAAAUAACAUAUGUAGUUAUAAAAUUAUUGAUUGUAUUCUAUGGACAAAAUUUUAACCCGAAAACAUUUUUACAUUUUAUGACUAUAUUAAUAUAUGAAACCUAUGUAUAAAUCCCAUCUAUUACCGUUUUGUCGCGCAAAAAAAUCUGUUUCUUUUUUAUUCCAGUGAAUUAUAUUUUCCAUAUAAUAUUAUAGGGCUUCCGUAAAUAUUUCUCAUGCCAAUUUCAUUUUGUAAACAUAUCUAGAAUUACCUAAAAUGUCAUAAUAUAAGAUGUUGUACCUUAUUUUUGUAAUAUGUUUUUCAACUAUUUACAUGUUCAGUACAAAACACAAGUAUUCAGUGUAUUUUACAAGAUACAUUAGUUUAAUAUAUAUCUUCAAACCAAUUUGGUUUUCUGAAAUUUAUUUUCAAUCAUAUCUUCUAGCGAAUGUGUUCACCAGAGGGCCUCUUCAUAUAAUUAUUUAUAUACAACGAAAAUAACACUUUUAAUGAUGCCUAAUCUUGAUAAAAAAUCUAAUGGGCAGCCUAGGAACAUUUCCAUGUCAUAAUAAAAUUUAAAUUAUAUUCAUUGUUUAUAAAGGUACCAUCAGUGGAGAAAAUUGAGGUGAUUGCUCACUCUCUUGGUGCCUUAUGGAGAAUUAAAUUUGUAAAUAUAUAUAAUAUGUAUCUAUAUAUUGCAGUUAAGCAUAUGUACUGUUCUGUGUUUGUAUUUUCUGACUGAUUGAUAUAAUAAUUAUACAGUAAUAUAAGGUUUUCAUAGUUUGUGGUAUUAGCUGAUGUAUUUUGUUUGUAUAUAAUAAUUUUGAAACGAGACCUGCUGAUAAUAAUAUCUACUACAUUGCUACAGUAUGCAUGAGCUACGGAACACUAUAUUUCUAAAAAUAUAUAGGCCAGAAUUUAAGCAGAGAAGGACCAACACUCAUUAAGUACCUUUGCAGUAGUUAUUUUGUUUUAAAGUGCUAUAUGUGAGUAAAUUGUUUAUUUAUGUUUAUACAUAUAUUUUUGGUUGUAUAAAAAUCUUAAUUCUGAUAAUUUUGGUAUUUUGCCUUUACAUUCUUUGCCGUAGUUCAUGUAAUUAUGAGUGCAAUGUGCAAAAAAACAAGGAUGAGUGCCUUUUACCUGUUUAAGUAUAAUUAAGUUAGAUGUAAUUUUUAGAUAAUGACUGUUUAGUGAUAUGAAAUUAUAUAUUUGUAAUGUAACAUGAACUUCAGUUUGUUUAAAAUUAUAUUAUUACAAUAUUUUUGCACAA
Molecule: messenger RNA, 4615 nt
Organism: Amyelois transitella
Lineage: Eukaryota; Metazoa; Arthropoda; Insecta; Lepidoptera; Pyralidae
Gene: Smurf
Product: E3 ubiquitin-protein ligase SMURF2
Exons: 12
Coding region: 112-2508 (798 amino acids)
Biological process (GO): negative regulation of BMP signaling pathway; ubiquitin-dependent protein catabolic process
Molecular function (GO): protein binding; ubiquitin protein ligase activity
Source: RefSeq, a predicted model, not a curated record